AUGGAACUGGAACCUUGUCAUAUAGAGUUUUCCUCCAGGAAACUUGAAAUAGCCAACGGAACUCACGUCCUACAAGGCGAAGGCGACGAUUUUGUUGAUGCGUUUCUGAUUCAAAUGAAGAAAGAUAAGGAAAGUGGAGUACCAACAAGCUUUGAUGAUGAAAUGCUGGUCAUGUCACUGCUCGACCUGUGGAUAGCUGGGCAAGAAACUACAAUUACAACAUUGGAAUGGGCUUUUUCCUUCCUGCUUCUUCAUCCGCAUGUGAAAGGGCAAGUGGAGGCAGAACUACUUUCCCUCACAAAAGGUCGACGCUUGCUCUCAAUUGCGGAUAGGCCAAAUACUCCGUACUACAACGCCACACUGACUUUCAAUCCCGAUCGCUACUCGAAUGGUGAUAAACUGGAACAAAAGGUGGUUGCGUUUGGUUUGGGAAAAAGGUCGUGCCUAGGAGAAUCACUUGCUCAGGCGGAAUUGUAUCUGGUAAAAUUUACAAAUAUUACUUUAUAA
Molecule: messenger RNA, 507 nt
Organism: Cooperia oncophora
Lineage: Eukaryota; Metazoa; Nematoda; Chromadorea; Rhabditida; Trichostrongylidae
Source: the annotation of a GenBank genome assembly